Monascus purpureus is the source of this 2256-nucleotide messenger RNA. Lineage: Eukaryota; Fungi; Ascomycota; Eurotiomycetes; Eurotiales; Aspergillaceae. The record is from the annotation of a GenBank genome assembly.
GAGGACUCUUGUUCUUUCUCUGCGUUGUCUUGAUCAUUACUAUCCCUAGGCUUCGAUUGGAUCUCCAACAGGGUGAAUGCUGUCUCUCUUAUCCUCUUGUCCUACAUCGCUCUAGUGUCUCGCGGCCGGGAUACAUAUAUCUAUCAAGAUCGCCCUCCUACCCCAGCUCCCCUUUUCUUUCCUCUGUUCCAGCUUAUAGCAAAGGUUGUAUUACACACCGGUUGCACGAACUCGGUCUCGAUUUAAUUGGGGCUUGCUACUCGCUUGAUUACUCGGAUUUCUCCCUCUCCCUCCUCUAUCUCCGUCUUACUCAACUCAGUGCCCCCCAGUCUUGCCUCGUUUUCCAAUUUAACCAUGGCAAAGACUUUCACCAAAGAAGAGGUUGCGUCACACAACAAGUCUGAAGGCCUCUGGAUCAUCAUUGAUGAAGAUGUCUACGAUGUGACUAAGUUCCAGGAGGACCAUCCAGGUGGAAAGAAGAUUCUCCAGCGUGUUGCCGGAAAGGACGCUUCAAAACAAUUCUGGAAGUACCACAACGAGGGCAUUCUGAAGAAGUACAAAGGAAAGCUGCAGAUCGGCUCCUUGGAUACGAAGAAAGCUGCAGCUCCACCACCACCCCCAGCUCCGGCCCCGGCCCCGGCCCCGGCACCAACGGGCCCUCCGGCCAAGCCUAGUGGACCUCUUGAACCAUUCGGUGAUCUUGUUCCCUUCGGAGAUCCUUCCUGGUACCAGGGUUACAGCUCCCCUUACUACAACGAGUCACACGUCGCCCUGCGCAACGAAGUCCGGCAAUGGGUUGAGAGUGAAAUAGAACCUUACGUCACAGAAUGGGACGAGGCCAAACAAGUUCCGGCCAGCAUCUACAAGCAGUUGGGUGAAAGGGGAUACUUGGCAGGAUUGUUGGGUGGUGUUGGCUACCCUGCCCAUCUGGCGAAGUACAAGGUGAAGAGCGUAGCUCCGGAGCAUUGGGAUCACUUCCAUGAGCUGAUAAUCACGGAUGAGCUGUCCCGUUGUGCCAGCGGCGGUGUGGUCUGGAACUUGCUUGGUGGUUUCGGCAUUGGUUGUCCGCCACUGGUCAGAUUCGGUAACAAAUCCGUUGUCGAAAGAGUUGUCCCUGGCAUUUUGGCCGGUGACAAGCGUAUCUGCCUUGCCAUUACUGAGCCCGAUGCCGGUAGUGAUGUAGCCAACCUGACAUGUGAGGCAAAGCUCACCCCCGACGGCAAGCACUACAUCGUCAACGGUGAGAAGAAAUGGAUCACCAACGGUAUCUAUGCCGACUACUUCACCACUGCAGUCCGUACCGGCGGCCCUGGCAUGAAUGGCGUCAGUCUACUGCUCAUCGAGAGGUCCUUCGGCGGUGUCAAGACCAGGCGCAUGGACUGCCAGGGUGUUUGGAGCAGUGGUACUACCUACGUUACAUUCGAAGAUGUCAAGGUGCCCGUGGAGAACUUGAUUGGAAAGGAGAACCAGGGUUUCAAGGUUAUUGUCACCAACUUUAACCACGAGCGGAUUGGAAUUAUUAUCCAGGCAUUGCGUUUUGCCCGUGUCUGCUAUGAGGAAUCUGUGAAGUACGCGUAUAAGCGCAAGACCUUCGGCAAGAGACUUAUCGACCACGAUGUCAUCCGUAUGAAGCUUGCACACAUGGCCCGUCAGAUCGAGGCAUCAUACAACUGGCUUGAGAACAUCAUUUACCAAUCCCAGGUCAUGGAUGAGACUGAGGCGAUGCUUAAAAUGGGUGGCGCCAUCGCUGGCCUCAAGGCCCAGUCGACCACGACCUUUGAAUACUGUGCUCGCGAGGCAAGUCAGAUCUUUGGCGGUCUCAGCUACAGCCGCGGAGGCCAAGGUGGUAAGAUCGAACGGCUGUACCGUGAUGUUCGCGCCUACGCUAUUCCCGGUGGUAGUGAAGAAAUCAUGCUGGAUCUGAGCAUGCGUCAGAGCUUGCGUGUGUAUAGGAUGUUCGGAAUGAAGCUCUGAGGUGCCUCGUUUUGCGCUUUGGAUAGAUGGUAUCUUCUCACUUCCUCAGGAGGCUUUGCAUGGGAUAUGCUAAAGCCAUUACUCGUUCUGUUAUAUAUUGGGAUUGAGAUUGGUUUUUGUAUUAUUAUACCACGUUUUAUUGUUAGUGAUCAAGAGUACAUGUGUACAUAAACACUCGCAGCAUCUCCGAGAGACGAUGAUUUGAAUUCGUACCCUGCUUGAUAUAUAAAAAAGGAGUGAUCUGCUCUUAAAAAAGCGAAUCGAAAGGAAGGCAGGAUGAAG